Messenger RNA from Microthlaspi erraticum, 1077 nucleotides. NCBI's taxonomy places the organism in Eukaryota, Viridiplantae, Streptophyta, Magnoliopsida, Brassicales, Brassicaceae. The record is from the annotation of a GenBank genome assembly.
AUGGAUGCCAUAACAUUCAGAUUUUUGAUGAGCUUAGCAGCGUCUCAAAAUCUUGAAAUGUAUCUCAUGGAUGUUGUGACAGCAUAUCUAUAUGGAUCUCUUGAAAAUGAGAUAUAUAUGAAAAUCCCAGAAGGAUUAAAAAUGCCUGAGGAUUUGAAAUCAAAGGCUAAGGAGAUCUGUUCGGUCAGAUUACAGCGAUCACUUUAUGGACUAAAACAGUCCGGACGCAUGUGGUAUAAUCGCUUAAGUGAAUAUUUGUUGAGUAAAGAUUACGUCAACAAUGCGAUAUGCCCUUGCGUAUUCAUUAAGAAAUCCUCGUCAGGAUUUGUGAUUAUUGCUGUAUAUGUAGAUGACCUGAACAUGAUUGGAACUCAAAAGGAAAUUGAUGAUGCAAGAACUCAUAUGAAAGAAGAGUUUGAAAUGAAAGAUCUUGGAAAGACAAAGUUUUGUCUUGGGCUCCAGAUAGAGCAUUUCCAAGAUGGUAUAUUUGUGCAUCAGUCAAAUUACACUAAAAGAGUGUUAAAACGCUUUUAUAUGGACAAAGCAACUCCUUUGAGUACUCCAAUGGUUAAUAGAUCUCUUGAUGUUGAAAAGGAUCCAUUCCGUCCUUGUGAGGAUAACGAGGAAGUGUUAGGUCCUGAAGUACCUUACAUGAGCGCUAUUGGUGGACUAAUGUAUCUUGCAAAUUGCACUAGACCAGAUAUAGCAUUCGCUACUAAUCUGCUUGCAAGAUAUAGUUCGUCCCCUACGCGCAGACAUUGGAAUGGAAUAAAACAUAUUUUUCGUUAUCUUCAAGGAUCAAUUGAUUUAGGAUUAUUUUAUCCUAAAAACUCAAAAUGUGUUUUAGUUGGUUUUGCUGAUGCAGGAUAUCUAUCAGAUCCACACAAAGCUAGAUCACAAACAGGUUAUGUUUUCACAAUUGGUGGAACCGCGGUCUCCUGGCGUUCGCAAAAGCAAACUUUGGUUGCAACGUCUUCAAAUUAUGCAGAAACUAUUGCUCUCCAUGAAGCAUGUAGAGAGUGUGUAUGGCUCCGGUCUAUGACUCAUCACAUACAAGAAUCAAGUGGAAUAUCAUAG